GCGGCAGCUGUCGCACCAGCUGUACAGGACCUCGCUGAUCUGAGGAGUCUCAUCAAUGCAGCCGCAAAUUAUAUCGGGGAUCCCAACAACGCAGUCUCUGGCUUCAGUUUCAGCAGCAUGACUGGUGUUAGCUCAAUGGGCACUGCCGAUCUUGUGAACAACAUCACCAGCACUAUUCUAAGAGGGAAAUAUCAGCUCGACACAAACAAGACCGAAUGGCUCACUACUGUAAAUACGGUAAACGUCUCUGUUGCCAUCAAUUCUACGUCGCCUUCAAACAUGACCACACCUACAUUCUCACUAAACACAAGCGGGGUCACUCCAACCGUCCUUCCUAACGCAACACUCACGUUCGGUAACGUAAUAAACGAUCUCACAAACCCAUACCUCGAAUACAUCCAGUCGAUUCCCAACCUGAGUAACAACCUGACGGCACUCGGACGCAUGUUCCACCAUGAAAUGAACACUCCCGUCAGCGACGCCAUUAGCAGCCUGCAACUGACCCUCACGGUAUUCCAGAUAGCGAUGCUAAAAGCCAAUCUCAUCGCCUCUUUGGCCGUCAUACGUACGAUUCGCGCAAGUAGUGGGUUGGAAAGUGCACAAGCGGCAUGGGGUCGCCCACUCAAUCUGCCAAGCGGAGAAGACGAUGACGCUUCUGCCGAGCUACAUGAGACACUAUCGAGCAGCAGGCCGUUGGCGGCAAGAGGUCAGCUGAAGAGACCACCACCUGAGAAUGGGAGGUUCUACACGCAUCAGGAGCUUUGGAAU
Bipolaris oryzae ATCC 44560 is the source of this 768-nucleotide messenger RNA. RefSeq lists its product as uncharacterized. The annotation marks the transcript as partial. The record is from RefSeq and is a predicted model, not a curated record. The transcript is spliced from 2 exons. NCBI's taxonomy places the organism in Eukaryota, Fungi, Ascomycota, Dothideomycetes, Pleosporales, Pleosporaceae.